Molecule: messenger RNA, 1908 nt
Organism: Stereum hirsutum FP-91666 SS1
Lineage: Eukaryota; Fungi; Basidiomycota; Agaricomycetes; Russulales; Stereaceae
Exons: 8
Coding region: 1-1908 (635 amino acids)
Source: RefSeq, a predicted model, not a curated record
AUGGUCAUCCAUAUCGAGAACAUGUACGAGGGCAAGAAGGCGGAAGAUGUGGCUAGGGAGUUGAUCGGGAAGAAGACGUUCAUCAACUGGCCGUUUUUGCAGGAGGGAUUGGUCGUGAGCGUGUCGGACCCGUUGUUCAAGUAUGAGAAGGUCAGGAUCGUGCAGGGCGGCCCGGAGAAGGUGGUGUCGAACCCGCAUUCGCAGAUGGGAUUGGGGCAUUGGAAGGGUAAGACGGAGAGGAUAAACUAUUUCUACUCGAAGAAGUGCGGUGUGUUGACGGGGGAUAUCGAGAUGCUGUUGCAUGUGAGGCCUCUGAAGGGUCUUAAGCGCCUGGAGAAUGGGGCAUUUGUCAAGGAUUACGAGGAGGCGCAGAAGGAGAUUGAGCAAGCUGUACAGAUGUCGGUUCCUGAGGUUGUCUCUGAGGAUCCACGGUAUGCGGAACGUGCGCCUCCGCCUCUAUCAGAGGAGUUCCCCGAAGGCAGCCGUAUCUUCUUCCUUGGGGAGCACGCCUACGGUGUUGCCGCACAGGUCUCUGGGACUACCGAGGACUCGCUCUCCGUUGUUCUUGCCUUCUCACCCUCAGACAAGGCUGAGAACGAGAAAUUCAAGUCCGCUGUGAUCAACCGUCUUCCAACGAAGUAUUACCCCUCUUUCACCGUCGCGGAGAUCCUACGCAUUUCGUCCCGGGCUAUCGCGAGGAUCACCUCUAGCUUUAUGGUCCUUACGUCGGAUAAUCAGAAGAUCAACCUUGGGCUCAGUCUGAAGUUCGAGGCCAAGGCCCAGAAGGUGCUUGACUAUUCGAGGAAGGACGGGAAGUUCUGGGAGUUCAGCGACAAGGCGGUUGAGCUUUUGAGGGAGUACAGGGAGAAGUAUCCUGAGGUGUUCCGCUUACUUGAUCGUGGUGGUGACGAUAUGGCCAGGGCUUCGGACAUGUUCCCCAACGAGGCCGAUCCCAAUGCGAAAGCUAAGGAGGCAAGGUCAUGGCUUGCCACCAAAGGCGUUCGCGAUUUCGAACCCGUCUCCCUGUUUUGCGAUCAACUCAAAAAGACAACGGUCUCGGAGAUCGAAACUCUCGCGGACACCUUCAACGCAAAUCGCAAAUCCGCCGCCGCUUACAAGAAAGCGCUCGUCAAGAACAUUCCACGACGAGCCGUCCUCAAGCCGACGCAUGCUGUAUACAGGUUGCAGAACCAACGCUUCGCGCUCGGAGACAGAGUCACGAUGGUGCAAGAUUCUGGAGGUGUCCCUCUUGCCGCGAAGGGCGUUGUGAUCGGGCUCAACACGAAGAAUAUGGAUGUCGUAUGGGAUGUGGCGUUUAUGUCGGGGACCACAUUGAACAAUAGGUGCUCGCAGUACCGUGGAUCAACUGUGGAUUUCCAGUCAUGCUUGAAUUUGACGACGCCACAGUUCAUCACUUCAGUCAAACCAAAUGCGCCUCCGCCUGUCGCUCCCUCCGCACCGUUCCAGCCGCGGUCAGGACCGUAUCCCGCCAUUCGCCCGCCACAGGGUCAACAGGCAGCAGCCGGGUUCCGUCCAGCUGCUCAAGUUGCAGCGAAUCAGGCUCCCGUGCAUAUCAUGACCAACCCCAACCGCGGUCGAGGCCAAAUGCCCUACCGAGGUGGCCCGAAACACGUCAACGGCGUCGUCCACGGCAACGGAGAUGCUCAUAGUUCCUCGAAUGAACCGGCAACUCCUCAGUCACACCCAGUUGGGCGAGGAGCUUACGCUCCGAGGGGUCAGCGAGGUUUCCGUCACGAUGGAGCUCCACCUCCUCGAGGAGGGUUCAUUGCUGGUCAUAGAGGAGGAAGAGGUUUCCCUCCAAUGGGAAUUGAUAGGGGUCGCGGAGGAGGGACGCCCAGGGGAAGAGGACGAGGUAGGGGAGCCUUCGCUCCGCCCUUACCUUCGUAA